Messenger RNA from Lachancea lanzarotensis, 1614 nucleotides. RefSeq names its product LALA0S06e05974g1_1 (gene PNS1). Gene Ontology annotation, cellular component: plasma membrane. The coding region runs from base 1 to 1614 and encodes 537 amino acids. The transcript has a single exon. The record is from RefSeq and is a predicted model, not a curated record. Gene Ontology annotation, molecular function: transmembrane transporter activity. Gene Ontology annotation, biological process: transmembrane transport. NCBI's taxonomy places the organism in Eukaryota, Fungi, Ascomycota, Saccharomycetes, Saccharomycetales, Saccharomycetaceae.
AUGUCUGAAAAAUAUGGAAGGCCUGCCCAGCCUCCUCCUUCGUACGGUCCUGAUAAUGGACACCAACAGGCUCCGGAACAACAGGGCCAAGACCACGCGGGACAGCAACAGCAGGACUACCAGUUCAGACAGGACCAGUACUAUAAUCUGAACUCCAAAUCCGAUGGCGCACCCAUCGGAUCCUUCGAGGAAAGUUUCCCCACGGAAAAUGACAACAAGUUCAGAUUGAAUGACUGGCCUUUCACAAUUUUCUUCCUGGCAACGGUUUGUGGGUUUAUUGCCAUUGCAAGCAUCACGUUGAGAUCGUGGGCGCAAACUUAUUCCGCCAAUGGGUCAGGGAUCUAUAAUGCGGCAGAAACCGGGACAUUGGACACAAAUUCGGCGAUUUUGCUGGUUUUUGCAUGCAUCAUCGCACUCGUAUUUUCAAUGUUGGGUCUCAUAUUGAUGCGUGCAUCUCCCAAGUGGUUUAUUUACUGCGGCAUGGUGGUAAAUAUCAUUUCUGGACUGGGUACAGCCAUUGCUUAUUUGGCAAUGAGGUACUGGUCUGCAGGUAUUGUGUUUCUGGUUUUCACACUCAUCACCGCAUGGUGCUACUGGGGAAUGCGUUCGAGAAUCCCACUCAGCGUUGCAAUUCUAAAAACAGUGGUAGAUGUUAUGAAGAAGCAUCCACAAACUUACCUAAUCUCGUUCUUCGGAGCCAUCGUGGCCAGCGCAUUCGGAUUUUUAUUCUCCGCCGUCAUCGUGGCCACAUACAUCAAAUUCGACCCAAAGAGCAACAAUCCUGGUUGUUCCACAAGCGGUGGCUCGUGCAGUAACUCCAAACUCAUUGGAAUUCUGGUGUUGGUAUUUUUCUGCGGCUAUUACAUUUCCGAGGUUAUCAGAAAUGUUAUUCAUUGCACCGUUUCCGGUAUCUACGGCAGCUGGUACUAUUUGUCGAAAUCAGACCAGGGUAUGCCUCGUUGGCCAGCCUUCGGUUCUUUGAAAAGAACACUGACCAUAUCAUUUGGUUCUAUAUGUUUUGGAUCUCUGAUCGUGGCAUUAAUUGAAACUCUAAGGCAAGUGUUCCAGCUUUUGAGAAACGGUCAAAUUACCGAUAUUGGGGGCUCGCAAUGGGCGCAGAUCAUCUUUUUGGUGAUCGAUUGGAUCAUUGGGUUUUUGCAGUGGUUAGCACAAUAUUUCAACCAUUACGCAUACUGCUUCAUCGCACUGUAUGGGAAACCUUACCUCAAAGCUGCCAAAGAAACUUGGCACAUGUUGAGAGAAAAGGGUAUGGAUGCUUUGAUUAAUGACAACUUAAUUGGAAUAGCAUUGGGAUUCUUUUCUUUGUUCGCAAGCUACAUGGCCACUUUGUUCGCCUUCUUAUACUUGAGAUUUACCCAGCCAAGCUACAACUCCUCCCAUGGAUACAACGUUCCACUCAUGGCGUUCUCAUUUGUCAUUGCUUUGCAAAUCUGCAGCAUCGCGUGCGAAACCAUACGUUCUGGAACAGCUACGUUCUUCGUGGCUUUGGGCAAUGACCCUGAAGUUUUCCGCGUGUCAUACCCAGACAGAUUUGAUGAAAUUUUCAGGGCGUACCCUGAUGUUUUGAAGAAACUCAGCCAUCAAAACGUUUGA